Pseudo-nitzschia multistriata is the source of this 1898-nucleotide messenger RNA. The record is from the annotation of a GenBank genome assembly. NCBI's taxonomy places the organism in Eukaryota, Bacillariophyta, Bacillariophyceae, Bacillariales, Bacillariaceae.
CGGCACGCUCUCUCCGUCCCAAGAUCCGAGGCGAAGCACCGAACCGCACAAACAACGAAGGGUAUGGUGAUUCACACAUACGGCCGGGGUCCGGGAGAUCGUGUUCGCGUACGUACGCACGUACGUUCCGUAGAAGAGAAAACGGGAAACAGUGACGACGAGAGAGCCAUCCCGGCGGGGAGGGGAGAUACGGUUCCUAGUUCACAAAUCGCGGGUGCUUGCAGCCACCACACAACCGACCAGCCCUAUCCGCCAGAGCAGCCCGAACAGGAUCGAUUGCCCGGAACCAACCGAACGCAACAACAACCAUGCUGUUUUACGGCUUCCUUUGUCUCUUUCUGGCGGGCCGGGCACGCCUCUCGGGGCCGCCUUCCGCAACCGACGGCGGCACGGAAGAACCACCGGCACCGAUCGUCGGGCACGGCCGCACCGGAGCGCUCGGCGCCCUGGAUCCGCUGGGGAGCGACCUCGGCGGCGGCGGGCUCGACCGGCGAUCGGUCCUCUCCUCGGUGGCGACGACGCUGACCACGGCGGCGGCGGCCCUCGAUCCGGCCGCGAAACAGAGCGGGCCCAGCAAGAGCGACACCUACUGGCCGCUGUGGCCGGCGCUGCCGAUCUUUCCGUUUUCGCAGCGAAAGACCCUGGUCCGGGAGGCCGCGGACGGCGUCUGGACCUUCGACCAGCUCAUCGGGAUCUACUACGUCCACGUUCCGAUCCGCAUGACGGUCGUGGCCAUGAAGGAGUCGAGGGGCCUGCUGGUCUACGCCCCCGUCGCGGCCACCAAGGACUGCCUGGACCAGCUCCGGCCCCUCAUCGAGGAACACGGCCCCGUCCGGUACAUCGUCCUCCCGUCGGUCGCCGUCGAGCACAAGGUCCUGGCCGGGCCCUUUGCCCGCAGGUUCCCGGAGGCCGAGUUCUACGUCACGGACCAGCAGUACUCCUUUCCCGUGGGCCUCCCGGACCGGGCCCUGGGCUUUCCGAGCUGGACCAAGCCCCUCCCCCCGAGCAGCCGGGGCGGUCCCCCCAUGUGGGGGGGGGAGUUCGAGCACGAGGUCCUGACGGUCAAGCCCGGGGUCGGUUCCAUGUACCAGGACGUGGCCCUCUUCCACGGGCCCUCCAAGACGCUCCUGGUCUGCGACGCCCUGCUGGCCACCACGGAGGAGCCCCCGCCCCUGCUGACGAGGGAGCUCGAGUACGUCAAGGCCCUGCUCUUCCACGCGAGGGACUCCCCGGGGGAGAUCGUGGAGGACACGCCCGAGGCCCGCCGGAAGGGGUGGAGGAGGAUCGUCCUGCUCUUCAACUUUUUCAUUCCGCUCCACUCCGCGAGGGUCGACCUGGGCGUCAAGCCCCUCCUGGCCCUCGACCCGUCGUACGAGCUGGGAUGGGGCGGCUGGAUGCCCUUUUCCUGGAGCCCGGCCGCGGAGGCCGAGUCCUUCGCGGCGUACAGCGCGAACGGUACCCCCACGGUCUACACGAUCGUCCAGAUCAUCCUGAGCCGGGGCAACUCCGGGGAGGCCACUCUGGCCUGGGUCGACCGGGUGAAGGAGUGGCCCUUCCGGAGGGUGGUUCCGGCCCACCUCGACGCCCCGCUGGCGAUCGGCCCCGAGGAGUUCUCGGCGACGUACGACUUUCUGCGCAGGGGGGAAAACGAGGUGCGCUACUGCGACGAGGACGUCCUGGUGCUCCGCAAGGCCGAGGAGGGCCCCCUGAACUUCUCGGUCUACCCCUCCGCGCUGGGAACCCUCCGGGGCCGGGCCUGCGACGUUCCGAAAUGAAAGAAUGGCAGCGGUGCGGCCGGGCCGUGGCACGGUCGUCUGCUAGCUAGUAGUAGCAGUGUGCCGGACCUCCGGGCAGAGAGGGCAAGCUGCGGCACCAACCAACAAAAGAGACAUAAAUGA